AUGCAAUUUAAAAGAUUCUACAAACAACUAUUCAUCACAAUAGCGGGCGUGUUUGCGCUAUGCGCCGCAAGCACAACCAAAGAAGACAAUUCUUCUGACACAGAAUCUGCAAUGAACGCAUUCUAUAUAGAUCCAGGCUUUGGGCAGAAUGUAUACCCAAACAUAAAUUGUCUUCCAGUGUGCCCACCUGUAAAUCCAUGCGAACAAGUAUGUCCUCCAGUAAACCCAUGCAGGCCCGUGUGCCCACCAGUCAACCAGUGUAACAUAGAUCCAUGCAACAUCCCAUGUGUAGACAUGAAUAGCCAACUAGACAUAUCAAGUUUCUUCGCUGCCCUGUGGAAGAAGAUCCUUAUUGCAAAGAAGAGCCCAUCUAAAAAGGCAGCCAUCAGAGCCCUUAAAAGAAAGAUGAUUCUUCUCUGCAAAUACGCAUUCCAGUUACUUCGCUGCCAGAACCAAGGAGGGGCAGCCGAGUGCUACAAUGACAACCAGUACUGCUAUAUGAGUCUAAAAGCACUGUUCUCUUCUCUUAGAUGGGCAGUCUGCAGUCUUGACUACAACAGCCAAGUCUGCUUUUUAGAAUAUGCCUAUGGUGUACUGUGUAUGUAAAAUUUGAAUAAAUGAAUUUCUAA
Molecule: messenger RNA, 629 nt
Organism: Nematocida parisii ERTm1
Lineage: Eukaryota; Fungi; Microsporidia
Exons: 1
Coding region: 1-606 (201 amino acids)
Source: RefSeq, a predicted model, not a curated record